Messenger RNA from Acanthoscelides obtectus, 828 nucleotides. The record is from the annotation of a GenBank genome assembly. Lineage: Eukaryota; Metazoa; Arthropoda; Insecta; Coleoptera; Chrysomelidae.
AUGUCGUUCCAAGUAUUAAAUACUCGGUUAGACAGGGAACACUGGCGAGUUGGGGCCUCGCAGGUGGUUGGUGUUGAGACGGAAAAGUCAGUGCCGAAGAUACCAUGCAAAUCUCUGCAAAAGAGACCUACACUGGACAGAAUGUUCACUUUGACGUCACAAAGAAAUGAUGAUGGUUUGCGGGCGUCUUACAAUAUCCCGUUACUUAUAGCAAAACCCGGAAAACCGCAUACUAUCGGAGAGAAGUUAAUUUUGCUAGCCGUUGAAGAGGUUUUAAAAACUGUUUUACACAAACCUGCAUCUGAUAUCAUUAAAAGAAUUCCCUUAAGCAACAAUACUGUUGAAAGACGUAUUGAUGCAAUGAGUUCUGAUAUUGAAAGCUUCUUAUGCAAUUAUUUGCAAACGACCCAUUUCUCUAUACAACUGGACGAGUCAACUUUACCUGAUAAUGCAGCAUUAUUAUUGGCACAUGUUCGUUUUAUUAUGAAUCAAGAAAUCUACGAAGAACUGCUCUUCGCAAGAACUUUGAUAACCGACACUAAAGGUGAAUCAAUAUUUCAUAUUUUGAAGGAUUACUUCAUUGAAAAAGCAAUUCCUUUAUCAAAUAUAAUAUCAGUAGCUACAGAUGGAGCACCUGCCAUGGAUAUUUUGACUAUGGUAAUACCACCGUGGAUAAUUAAUCCAUAUGGUGACAUAGAAGAAACGAAUGUCAUAAUACAAGAGGAACUGACUGAACUAAGUACAAACGAAGAACUUAAGGUUCAGUUUAAAAACGGGAAUCAGCAAUUUUGGCUGCAAAACAACAUACCCGUUACUUAUCCCAUAUAA